GGGGAGGUCUGUGAGAUAUAGCUCGCUGCCCGUGGUUGAUGGGAAUGUACCCGAUUGUUGAAUAUCUGGUUGUAUAAAGAGACUCAACCCUGUCACUGUGGUAUGUGGUGUGCUACAUCCAAGUCCCUCAUUUUUGCCCGCAAGUGCUGGAAACUGCUGCAUCAGCCAUUCUCUUAUUUGAUUAUACCAAUCACGUUCUUUAAAAUGCGCUUUCCGACUCUUUAUAUCAUUGGUUCACUCGCUAGUACCGCCGCCUCUAUGAGCCUGGGUAUGUUCUGCCUCUCCAAGGGUUACACUUGUCGGAACCAAAUUUGGCAAUGUUCAGAGGGUUCCCCCACAGUAGGGAUGGUAAAGACGUGCUCCAAAGGGACCACUUGUUCUAUCAUGUAUGGUCUGGCAGUAUGUGCCGAGAUAAGUCCGAUUUACUGAAAAGAGUAUUCAGAUGACUGCAGAUUAUGGCUAAGGCAGGCCUUAGCCUACACAUGUCGAUGCACUCUAUGAAGCUCAAUGGUUUUUCGAGAUAACGGCCUC
This is a messenger RNA of Aspergillus aculeatinus CBS 121060, 531 nucleotides long. RefSeq lists its product as uncharacterized. The record is from RefSeq and is a predicted model, not a curated record. The transcript has 3 exons. NCBI's taxonomy places the organism in Eukaryota, Fungi, Ascomycota, Eurotiomycetes, Eurotiales, Aspergillaceae. Bases 103 to 429 code for a protein of 108 amino acids.